Messenger RNA from Trifolium pratense (red clover), 1450 nucleotides. Its product is annotated as protein Abitram. Lineage: Eukaryota; Viridiplantae; Streptophyta; Magnoliopsida; Fabales; Fabaceae. Gene Ontology annotation, cellular component: nucleus. The record is from RefSeq and is a predicted model, not a curated record. The transcript has 6 exons. Bases 366 to 1049 code for a protein of 227 amino acids.
AUUUUUUCUUCUUGUUGGAGAAACUAUAUGAUUAAAUAAUUUUGUAUAGAAAUAUGAUUUGUAUAAUUUUGUAUCAUUCGAAAAAAUGUGCAUGAGUUUUAUUUAUACAGCUGAACAAGUAGUAAUAUUUAUCACUAAACAGUAGUAAUUAAUUUUUGUUUUUGGUUUGUGAAAAAGCAAACUAUUUGAGGGGGUUUUAUUGGGCUGUUUUGGUAGACAAGUUAGAUUGGAGUGAGUGAAUCUAAGUUAGAUACCGCUGAACGAAAGACACACAGAAAGCGAGUACAACGUUAGUACUUUUUACUGAAAGCGUUGAACAUUGCAGUUUCGUUUCUCUCUGUUUUUUUUAUUUUAAAAAAACUAUAAUGUCGACGACCAUAGAAAAUGACCAGAUAAUCGAAGAAUCAAACUGUUCAGAAACAGAACCACGGGAAGAAAAAAACAACGAUGAAGAAGAAGAAGAAGAAGAUUUAAAGAAGCUUCUACUCCCUGAUCCGCAGAAUCUUCCUCUCACUCCUCCUUCUGCCGUUGAAACCAAUUUUGUUACUUACUUCGCUCUAGAUUUUACUAAGCCAGGACACGAUCAAUACAUUUACCGCCACGCCAAUGGAUUGUGUGUUAUUGGCUUGGCUCCUUCACACAUUGCUUUUAAGGAUGAAGGUGGAAUCACAGCCAUAGAUUUUAAUGUUGGAAAGUCUGAUCGCAGCGGGGUCAAGGUCACCGGAAAGCGGAAGAAGAAUGCACAACACUUUGAGUCCAAUACGGCUUUAUGUAAAGUUUCUACCAAAAAUGAUUCUUAUAUUGUGAGGUGUUGUGUCAAAGGUUCCCUUUUGGAAGUGAAUCCACAAUUAAUCACGCACCCAGAACUGCUUAAUGUUUCGGCUGACAGAGAAGGAUACAUUGCUAUUAUGAUGCCAAAACCAGCUGAUUGGCUCAAGGUCAAAGCUUCCCUUGUUAGCCUUCAGGAGUACAAGAAAAUGAGGGAAGUCAGUUGUGAUAUAAAGAAUGCAGUGCCUUGUGACGAUGACACCUUAAAAGAGACAUCAUAAGAAGCACAGUGCUACAUUGAAGUGGUUGCAAGAUUCCCCGAGAUAUGCUUCGUUUACUAGUGCCUAACGGGUCCCAAAUGCUACAAACUGGCGAAUUUGCAAAAAACUUUGGUGCAGUUGUGAGCCACGUGGAAUUGGCACAUGUCAUGUAGCCGGAUCGUAUUAAAUUAUUGAAAAUCUCAAACUCAUGCAACUAAGAAUCUGGUGACAUUGGAGUUUUUGUGAAACCAUUCUCUAGGAUUUUUUUAUUUUAUUUUUUGGUUUGUUGUAUUUUAUUAUUAUCAUUUUUCUAAACUUGAAUCUUUUAAACAAUUCAAGUAAUAGAUGGUGGCCUUUUGGUCAUUUUCUCAGACUUUUUAACCGAUCGAAGGUGAAAAUAAAUAUUGGCCUGUUGGUCCUUA